AUGUCCAGGUGUCAGCAGACUCACAGAACCACUCAUUUGGUUCCUGUGGCAGCUGGACAGGACAAGCACAUCAAAGACCCUCAUGCAAGCAGAGGUCAACCCCACCUCACGGGCUUCUCUCCCUUGUCCAGUCUCUCCAUGGCUCAGCUGCAGCUCUGCUCCUGCAGUCGGGGUCAGGCCCUGGCACUACUCCUGCUCAUUCUCCAACUCACACUUCUCAACCAAUCAUUUGUUUCUGGUUUCUCGGAUAUAAACUUUGACCUGACUCCCAAGAAGUAUAAAAUGGUGAAGGGAGACUUCUCUCGGACUUUCCUACGUGUUGGCUAUCACAAAAUAGCUGAGAUUCCAGCAGGAGCACGCAACAUCAGCAUACAGGAGACAAUGAAGAGCCGCAAUUAUCUGGCCCUACAGACUAAACAUGGUGUGUCCAUAAUCAAUGGAAAUUGGGUGAUUGAUAGACCAGGUAUCUACACAGCAGUUGGAACACAGUUAAUGUAUAAAAGACCCAAUGAGAUUCGCUCACGCAUGGGAGAGUCUAUUACUACUCCAGGGCCACUGAGUGAGGACCUGAUUCUAUAUCUCAUCUAUCAACAGCCCAAUCCCAGUGUGUACUAUGAGUACAGUCUGCCCUCACCACACACAGGGCACAAUCCAAAACCCCAUGAGGGUUCAAAUGUUAUUGCCCCAGGGGUAACCACAAACCCACCCCUCUCAAGGAGCGCGGUUAACAAAAGUGGCAUCUCUAACAACAUCAAUGAGAACACCCAUCUGUAUCAGGCUCUAACCACACCAGCUGUGACCACAAAACUGCAGACCAUGUACAAGUGGGUACAGUCAGGACACAGCGAGUGCAGCACCACAUGUGGCACUGGCACGCGGCACAUGCUCUGGGCCUGUGUGGAGAAGGAUUCCCAAACAACUGUGUCUUCUGACCUUUGCGACUCUGCUCUUGAACCAGCAAAGCAGCAAGAGAACUGCAAUCCCCAGCACUGCCCUGCAUACUGGGAUAUUGGGGAGUGGUCUGAGUGCAGUGCAAAAUGUGGGCCUGGUACUCAGCAGCGGCAGGUUAUCUGCCGCCAGGUCACCCAGACGCACGCCAAUGGCACCGAGACUUCUGUGACUGUAGCGUUGGAACAAUGUGGCUCCACUGAAAUGCCUGACACCAAGUCCACCUGUCAGCUCAAGAUCUGUAGCCAGUGGGAGGUCCGGUCUGAAUGGACUCCGUGCUCAGUGCCAUGUGGAGUGGGCCAACGCAGCAGAGAGGUGAUGUGCGUGAGUAACCAGGGGGAACUUGAGCCAGACAAAGAGUGUAAUAUGAACAUAAAACCAGACACUCUGCAAAACUGUGACAUGGGCAAGUGUGCUCGCAGCUGGUUCACCUCACAGUGGAGCCAACAGUGCACUGCUGCGUGUGGCAGAGGGAAUCGCACUCGGACAGCUGUGUGCCUUAUGGACUAUGUGACAGAUCUUCCACUGGGCAGCUGUGAAGGAGAGCGACCACCGGAGGUGACAACAUGUGAUUCAGGCCCCUGCCAAAACCGCUUUGAGUGGUACACAGGACCCUGGAGUCAGUGUUCUGCAGACUGUGGAAAUGGAACACAGACCCGGAAUGCUGCUUGUAUUAUCACUAAUAAUGGGAACAUGGAUGUUGUUGACCAAGCAAAUUGUGACAGUGAGUUGAAGCCCAUCACAGCUCAGGCCUGCACUCUGAAGCCUUGUGGGGUCCAGUGGUAUGUCUCGGAGUGGAGUACAUGCUCUCGUUCUUGUAAUGGUGGCUACCGUGUGCGUGAAAUGCGCUGUCUGACAGACAAUAUUGCCCCAAGCGAAAACUGUGACCCACACGUGACCCCAAACACACGAGAAGAAUGCAACACACAGCCUUGCCUUGCAGAGAUUGAUCCUCAGUGCAGUGACCAGUAUCACAAAUGUUUGGUGGUAGUUCAAGCUCGUCUCUGCAUUUAUCCUUACUAUAGAAGUGUCUGUUGUGCUUCCUGUUCUCGAGCCCAGAAAACAUUCCCUGCCAACAUUCACCAGAACAGGAUACGCCGGUGAUAAAA
Molecule: messenger RNA, 2057 nt
Organism: Periophthalmus magnuspinnatus
Lineage: Eukaryota; Metazoa; Chordata; Actinopteri; Gobiiformes; Gobiidae
Gene: adamtsl7
Product: ADAMTS-like 7
Exons: 14
Coding region: 1-2052 (683 amino acids)
Biological process (GO): extracellular matrix organization
Cellular component (GO): extracellular matrix
Molecular function (GO): metalloendopeptidase activity
Source: RefSeq, a predicted model, not a curated record